This is a messenger RNA of Penaeus indicus, 888 nucleotides long. RefSeq names its product tRNA 2'-phosphotransferase 1-like. The coding region runs from base 141 to 746 and encodes 201 amino acids. Gene Ontology annotation, biological process: tRNA splicing, via endonucleolytic cleavage and ligation. The record is from RefSeq and is a predicted model, not a curated record. The transcript is spliced from 6 exons. Gene Ontology annotation, molecular function: tRNA 2'-phosphotransferase activity. NCBI's taxonomy places the organism in Eukaryota, Metazoa, Arthropoda, Malacostraca, Decapoda, Penaeidae.
UUGAAAAGGACACAUUAGGCUCGUCGUCUCCGCCCAAACUCCGAGCCUCGGGGCCAAAAUCUCACGAAGUCUGAUCUCCGUGCGCGCGAGAGAGCGAGUGCGGCUCAUGGCAACUAAAACGAAACAGCAAAGGUAGUAGAAUGGGAGAUAGCAAAGUAAAGAUCAGCAAAGCACUUUCUUGGUUGCUCCGUCACGGGGCAGCGAAAGAAGGCUUGGAACUGUUGCCCGGAGGUUGGGCAAAGCUUGAUGAUGUCCUCAAGAAACCCAAAUUCAAGAGAGUGACAGUGCAAGAUAUUGAAGAUAUUGUAAUCAGCUGUCCCAAGCAAAGAUUUGGUCUAAAGGAAGAAGAUGGUGUCUUUUACAUUAAAGCUAACCAAGGGCAUUCAAUACAGGUAGAAGAUCCAGAGUUGACAGAAAUCACUCUUGAGGACAGGGUGCUAGAGGUAGUCCAUGGGACAUAUUACCGCCAUUGGCCUAGCAUCAGGGAGCAGGGUCUGAGUCGCAUGAACCGGACCCAUAUUCAUUUUGCCCCAGGUUUACCAGGAGACUCGGCUGUCAUAAGUGGCAUGCGCUCAUCCUGCCAGCUGUACAUCUGGAUCAAUUUGCCCAAGGCACUGGAGGAUGGUUUUAAAUUCUUCAAGUCUGCAAACAAUGUGAUAUUGUGUCCAGGGAAUGAAGAGGGAUUUUUGCCUCCAAAAUACUUUGCAAAAGCUAUAGAUAAGAGAACAGGUGGAGACCGCCUUUAAAGAACACAGCAGGUAUUACUCCCAAGUGUUUUGUGAAUCAGUUGAGAGAAAUGAACCAUGAGUGACUGAAAUCAACAAAGUGAAAGUGUUAUACAGUAAAAGAAUCUUUCAUGUUGUAAUUUCUAAAAAGGAUUUUUUUUUU